Molecule: messenger RNA, 2644 nt
Organism: Melanaphis sacchari
Lineage: Eukaryota; Metazoa; Arthropoda; Insecta; Hemiptera; Aphididae
Exons: 4
Coding region: 852-2453 (533 amino acids)
Molecular function (GO): protein binding
Source: RefSeq, a predicted model, not a curated record
GUUCGUUGUCGCCGUGCGCCGUGAGUUCGUCGUACCAGUGGCGCGUUGUUCACGAUAAUAAUAAUAAUAAUAAUAUUAUGAUGUAGUAUUACUAUAGUAUUAGUGUGUGCGGUCCGACCAUCAUUCUUUCUUUUUUCCUCGAUCCGUCCAGCAGAACUUGCAGCACACGCGCGACCUAACCGCUCGGCAAUCGUCUUUAUUAUUAUUAUUAUUAUUUUUUUUUGUUUUGUUUCGUCCGUCGUCGUUCGCGCUUCGAUCGCCGCCGUUGUGUGUGUUGUUUGACCGCGAUUACCUCGCGCACACACACACACACACACCAGACCUAAGUACGUAACCUCGCGACACAAUCGUCGUGCGCGCCGCACGCUAUUGUCAUCGGUCGCUGCUGCUGCUGCUGCUGUUGUUGUUGUUGUUGUUACCACCGUCGUCGUCGUUGACGGUAGUAGUGGUGUCGUUGUCUUCGUCGGCGUACGCAUAUCAUUUUCUUCGCGUUCGUGUACCGCACCUAAACCGUGUGUUCAACAAGUCGUUGGACUUUUUAUCGAUCGUUUCGCCGAACAAUAUUCUUAUCGGCCGCCGAUGUAACGCAAUUAUUAUUAUUAUUAUUAUUAUUGUUAGAGGUGCUUACACGCCACGCUCGUGUGCGAUCAGUCGACGGCAGUCGCGGUGCCCGUGUGUACGCUCUUGGUUUCCGUGUCCGUUGCGUUGCGGCGAUGAUAUGCGGUCGGACCGCGUUCUCGUUUAUUUCCGGUAACACCUCAGAUCUGUAUUAAUUUUAUUCUGAAUGUCCAUGAUCAACAACAUAAUCAAACAAUAGGAAUAUUGAUAGUGUUCAAAAAGAAUUAGACAACAUGAAUAUUGAAUUGGUAAAUACCAAAUCAGACAAUAUGAAUAUUGAUGACUUGAUUACCAAAUCAAACAAUAUGAAUAUUGAUUGUGCAAUAACUGAAUCAGACAAUAUGAAUAUUGGUGGUGUAAAAACAGAAAGCAUGUCGCCCAGUAAAUUUGAGAAAUCCCCUGAAUCUGAGAGUUAUGAUAUUUUUAAGCAACUCCCACUCGAAAUCAUCACAAAAAUUGUCCUACAAUUGAGUUUCAAUGAUGUUAUGAACUUGAAAUCUGUUAGUAAGGUUUGGAGAUGUGUAUAUGUAAACCAAAAUGAAAUUUGGGCAAAGAUAUGUGAAGAUUUAAAUAUACGAGUUAUUGAUUAUAGCCGAUGUCUAAAUGAUAGAUCAAGACAUGAUUCAGAAUGUAAAGGAUAUGCUGAAGCAUCUUCAGAAAAAUUAUUUGGGCCUUUAUGUGAUCAUUGGUUAACAUUUAAUCAUUAUAUAAUGAUUGUAAAGAAUAUAAAAAACAAUGAUUUUCCAACCAUUUAUAUACCUCGUCGACAUACUGAACAAUCAUAUUGUACUGAUGAUUAUAUAGUCAAUAUAAAUUACUUCAACAAACAACCAAUUCAUGUAAUUGUUUUAAACGGAGCAAAUAAGCCCAUCUAUAAAAGAACUUUGAAAAUAUUUGAUAAGUUUAAAGAAUUGAUUAAAUCAAGAAAAAAUCCUCUUAAAAUAAUUGGCAACAAAAGAUACUUGGUAUUUGAAAUUUGUUCAAUUAUAUUUGUAUAUACAAUUAAGAAAACUGAAUUCACCAAAAGCUUUUUUAAAGUGAUACGGAAAUCUGAUGAUUAUGGAUCAAAUGAGGAUGAUUUUGACACCAAUUUCUUAAAUGACCAUCGUGACACAAAACUUGAUUUAUAUGAUUAUAAGCUAGCAAUGGUACACCCAGCUACUAGUACAUUAUUCAUAACUGAUUUGAAUACAAAAAAAACAUACAAAGAACUGCAAUUUAGUUCAAAAAAAUGCAUUGUUGAUAGCAUUAAGUGCUCAGAUUAUAGACUUAUGAUUGGAGUCACAAAAAUGAAGAAAAAUGAUAAACUAGAACAUUUGGCAAUUAUUUAUCACAUGAAAGGAGUUACUCAAGACAACAGAUUAAAGAUACCCUUGUUGGGACCUGUUUCUCAGUUCAAGGUGACCAGCAACUGUAUUGGCGUGGAAAACACGGGUUCUGCAACUCCAUUUAUCACUAAAAUAGAUUCAUAUUUAAAAGUAUUUUGGCUUGAAUGUAAUACAUUUUCAUUUGACUGUACUCGAAAGCACAUUUAUUAUAAUGUUAAUCAAAGUAUAUUUCAGUAUGACCUCUUAAAGUCCAUGCUAUCCAAAUUUGAAGUGGUACAAAAAAUAGCUAUUGAUGCAAUAUCAAAUCUUUUACCUCUAACACCUAUAAAUGAUAGAUAUUUAUUAGUUCGAUCAACUUAUCCAAAUUCUUAUGACAUAUUUGAUGUUAAAGACCAUAUUUCAGUAAGGUCUAUAAAAUUAACUGCAGGGUAUUCAUUAGUUCAUGUGGGUAAACUAUCCAUAGUGUUCUCUAAUUCCAAAGAAUUUAUGGUAAUUGCAUUUAAUUAAUUGUUAAAUAUUUUUUGUACAACAUUUUAUAUAUAUAUAUAUAUAUAUAUCAUUAUGAUUAUUACUUUUAACUCCAUUACAAUGCAAUAUAAAUUGCAAACGAUUAUCUGUUAAUUAACUAUGAAUUUUAAAAACAUGAAACACAUUUUUGAAAUUAUAAACUAACUGAAGGCUAUUUGUUUAAAUAAUUG